GCAGGGGGCAAACUUUCAAUGGCUCCUCUAAUACCGUGCACUGUCAGUGUAUUAAAUUACGGCGCACGCUGGCAUGCCCUUCAACUUCAUUUUCAGGAGCUUGGCAGCAUGCGAAAAGCUUUCAAGUGUCCGCCACAUGAGCUUCGUUUUCCAGCUGCAUAAUGGCGCGAGCUCUGGCUUCUGCUUUCAUUCCAGGGAGUCGCUGGCGUAAUGUCCUCCAAGGGAACAACUAUUUGCACCCACUGGAAAGAAACAGCUCUCUUAGAGAAAUACAUUUUGCCCACAAUGGGCACUCCUUGAAUCACCCACGUGUUCCCGUAUCGCUCGCAGACUUGGCACCCGCGGUCGCUGUGUUUGAUACUGCUGUCAGAGCCCCUCAGACUCGAAGUGGGUAGAGAUGCAUUUUUUGUACACGAUCAUUGAGCUUCAUAUGUACAAUCUGCCAGGGGUGCCACAUGGCCAGCGUUGCUCCAUCCCUUCAGCACCAGCUGGGUGGCUUUCUUUCGCACCUUGAAGCCACAGUGGCUUCCAUUCAGCCAACGGUUACAAGGAGGGCACAUUUUUCCUUUGCGCACAUCACAAGAAGAUCACGCCCUUCGUUGAAGACGACUUGCAGCUCGAGGUCGUCACAUCCUGCACAGAAGGUGUUUCAGUUGCUUCCGGAAGCCGGUCUUCAAAAGCCCACCAAGAGAAAGGCCCAGACGCCGUCUGCAAGUCGUAAGAUGGGAGGCGCAGAGCUGGAGGACUCAGUGCUUGAGUCCGAGCCAUUCAAGCGGGAGGUGCUGGCGCUGGUACAGGAAGAUGAUCUGAGGAGUAUUUUGAAGGAGGUUCAAGAAACAUUUGACAUAGACUGCACGGUUGAUGCACAUGCACUUGUUAAAGCUGCACAUAAGGCUAUCCAACAUGACUAUCUUGAGAAAUCUGGAUCCGAGGACGUCGAGGCACCCAUUGCAGAUUCUCUGGUGCAAGUUGGAGUGGAUGAGAUCCUGGCCACUUUGAUGGAACUAGGUCUAGAUCGUUACCUUUUGGAGAAAGAAAAAGCCAUUGUACAGAUAUUCAAAAGAAGUUGAAAGACCGUUACACAAAGCAAGCAACUCUCGCAGCUAAAAGCUUUCCUUAUGGUUGCUGAGGCAACCCGUUCAGUGGGUGUAGUUCGUGGUAAAAAGCAUUUGUUAAGUGGACACUGCAUUCUUUAUUCAGUUGACUAGUACUGAUAAUUGGAAGAAUCAUAUUCUUUGCAUACGGGUUACUAUAGGGC
Molecule: messenger RNA, 1258 nt
Organism: Klebsormidium nitens
Lineage: Eukaryota; Viridiplantae; Streptophyta; Klebsormidiophyceae; Klebsormidiales; Klebsormidiaceae
Source: the annotation of a GenBank genome assembly